AUGACAGGUCAUACAAAUUGGCUUGGUCAUUCUACAAGAUUAUUAUCACUGCCCAAAGAAUUACUACUCGAAAUUAUAACUUCCGUCGCACUAGAAUCAACCAAUCCUCUUCAGAUUUUUCCAACUUCCUUAAUAGAAUUAUCACAGUGUUGCAAAUAUUUGUACCAUCUCGUACAUAAAGACCGCUGGAGAUUACAAACCUUAUGGCCCGUUGCAUUUCACCAUACAUUCGACACUGCAGCAAUUUAUAGACGUAGACUCAAUACCGACUUGAAUUGGCAAGCCGUAUUAGAACGACGCUGUAAAGCACUCUACCAAUGUCGCUCCUUUGCUGCAAACCCAAACGAAAUAGAACGACUCAAUACCAUUGACUGGGAGGUUAUUUGGGACAUGAUAACUGAGCAUGAUCAGUACAACAUUCCCCAUCUGUUGAACUAUCAAGUUCAGUUUGCCGCUGGUGUUGCCUUUCAAUUGGGUCCUUAUCGGGAUAGAGAAGUCUAUCCUGUUGUGUUACCAAUUUUAUCACUGCUUGUCAACUAUGAUUUUUCAAUUACACGAUUCUUUUAUCAAAAGGACAAUUCAUCUAUUGUCUCCAACGAGUUAAGUCAGUUUGCCUACAACUUUGAAGCGGAUGCACUCAUUACCCAACACACCCCUCUCCGAUAUUUCCACUCUUGGUCUUCCCCGCCUGACCAACAGACCACAACAACAAUAACAACAUUCUAUCCUGCUCAGGACCCCCUCGCUUCCGCCUUUCAUUUAUUUUUUGCCACCAUCUUUGCAUCUCACCCUAAUAUAUAUCAAGCUAUACCUGGAUGUAUUCCUAUUCCCCUCUUCACCUUGACUUCCGAAUCCUUUGAUGUCGAAUUCCUAAGACGUUAUGAACGCAACCUUUUCUUUGCUAGUCUCCAAGAAUCCCGUCAAGGCUGGAAAGAAAAACAAACGAAUAUCGUCUCAACAACAACUCCUUCAAAUAAUAUUUAUGCUAAAUCGGGUUUUGCUUCCGCCAGUCAUUUUGUCAGUGAAGCGCAUCUGAUCGAAGGUGAAUGGAUGGGCUAUUAUACCUUUCAAGAUACCGAUGAUGAGGAUACCGAACCACAUUUUUCAAACACCGAAUUUCCGCUGCAAAAUAACGCCACAGCGUCAACAACAACAGCAGCACCAGCAGCAGGAGCAGGAGCAGCCACAAUGGAAGACUGGUUUGACGGCCCCAUGCGUCUAACCAUCAAGAUUGUUCCUUUGGAAGACCCCUCGGGUGAACCUAUCAAUCAGUCUUCUUGGUUAUCUCGCUGGUUAGAUGAAGACUCUGAAAGAGGCGAGUCAAUGAUGAUGAUGGAACCACGAAAGAGGCGCAAAAUUGCAACCUCUGUCAAUCAUGACAAAUCAUCGGCCAAUAUGAGCUCAAAUCAACAAUUCCCUGCCAAGCAUUUACGCGCCUGUCCUUUAACCCGAUUUGAAGGCACCGGUGUGGACAAUCUCGGUGCAUUUUCCGUUUCUGGUCUUGUGGAUGAUACAGAAGAAGGCCAAGUGACUUGGGAGAAAAAUUACAUUGAUUCUGGUGAAACCUGGGAGUACUCUGGUCGAUUUGCUUGGCCCAUGGGUCUUUGCGGUCGAUGGGGAGAUGAAGAAUAUGGAGGUCCUUGGUGGAUGUGGAAAGUUCCCGAUAAAGAUGCCGUCUUACCUUCCACAGCAAUAUCCACACUCACCAAGUAA
Messenger RNA from Mucor mucedo, 1713 nucleotides. RefSeq lists its product as uncharacterized. The transcript has 3 exons. Lineage: Eukaryota; Fungi; Mucoromycota; Mucoromycetes; Mucorales; Mucoraceae. Bases 1 to 1713 code for a protein of 570 amino acids. The record is from RefSeq and is a predicted model, not a curated record.